UGGCAGCCAUAAUUGGACGGAUCAGUGUUGGCGCUUUCGCGGUCGAUGACAAACUCCACUCCACGCUUAGCGCGCCAAUAUAGCCUGCGUGCCUGCCAAGAAACACUCGUAAAUAGUCGGUGCAGCUUGUAGUUAUAGUUAGAUUGGCGCUCAAAGACGUUGUCAGUUUCCACAGCGAAAUAGACGGCACCGAUACCGUAAAUACGCCGCUUUAUUGUAGUGUACAUUUAAUUGCGGCCCGCAUUCAAACGAAUAUUGAAUAUUGAGCAGCGAAAGGAGUUGAUAAUCAAAUAUUCAGUGCACAAAGUUUACAACAAUAAUAACAAGAAAUUACAACAACAAAGGCAAAUAUGUUGCUGAAAAUUCAAUUAAUAUGCUGUCUGGCGCUGCUGGCCAAGGCGCAGAACUCCAUCGAACAGCUGCCGGGCGAAAUACAAUUCGAAACUUCACAUAAGCGACCGGACGAAAAUGACUUCCAGACAUCACAUAAAAUACCAAGACAUUCUUUCUUGCCAGAAACAGAUUUGGACUUACUGCAGGGCACCAUGAAUUUAUUGCCGACCAAGGAACGCCCCGAACUGAAUCCCGUUUUGAGUGCGCUCAUCAAUGAGGAUGUAAUGAAGAGCAUCGAGGCGAAACGUGCCAUUGAGAAGGAGGAGUUGGAACAGAUUAAAGCCGAAAUCGAUGCGGCACGCAAGCAAAAGGAAGAAGAGGAACGUAGAGUGGCCGAGACCAGAAAUGCGGUAUUGACUACAGCGGCGCCGAUAAGUAAAGCCGAACUCGAUGAUUCCAAUAUUGGCCUUGUCGAUCAAGAGAUUAACUUUGAAGCUGCCGGUACGGAUAACAAGAAGUCACGAAUUGAAAUCAAAAAGGGGCCAAAUGGACAAGACUAUGAAUACGAAUAUGUCUACUAUUACGAAGAUGAGGAGGAUGCCAAGCCAUCGGAAGCGCCAGCUAAGGCCGACUCAAGUGAACGCGGCAAAUCACGUUACAGCAACAUUGAACGCACCACAGCGGCGCCAGCUAGCAACAGUCUGGUCAGCAACAAGGCCAAGGGACGUUCAUCGAGCUUAAGCGACAGCAGUGCUGACGAUGUUGAAGCCGAACGUCUGCCAGCCAAUACACGUUUCCCCAGUCGUGGCAAAAAUGUGGAUGCACAGCCAACGCCCGCUAUAGAUUCGCUUGAAAACGCCGCCGAGAAAAAGAAGAUCAGCGUUAAGCGACCCAGCUUGGAACUGGUUGAUAGCGCAACCUUCAACACGGACGAGAAACAGGUGAAGGGUAUCCGUAAUAGCGAUACUGAAACGAAAUCGGCAAUCGCCAUUGAACAAGAGCAAGCAGCUGCAGCAGCGGCGGCUGAAAAGAAAGAGGCCGAGGAGAAGAAACGCCGUCAGCCAACCAUUGGAAGUGAUGAAGAGAAUGUGACCGUUAAAGAUGCAGCAGAUGAGGAAGUGGAACAGACCACCUUGUCGAUGGAGAAGGCCGCAUUAGACUUGUAUGCGAUUUUACAGAACGAAAACUUCAACAUGGAUAUGACCACCGAUGCUGAUACCGAGGUGACCACUGUGCUGCCAGAUACCACAAAUCCCGAUGACGAAGGUCUGACCACAAUUGUGGAUGAGGCGCCUAGCUCAACCACAUCUACCACUACAACAACUACCACAGAGGCAACUACAACGACAACAACGACUACAACAACCACAGCAGCGCCUUCAUUGUUUGGUGGCAAGCGUCCCGGCUUGAACUCAGCCCGUCCUAAUCGUUUCAAGCUGAACAAGGGUGGCAAGAGCGAAGCAAGCACAACAACGACAACAGAAGCGCCCGCGCCGGAGGCACCAAAAACGGGCAAGAAUCGUUUCUCACGUCCCUCGAUUGGCGGUCGCGCACGUCCUGGUGCACGCACCACUACCGCAGCACCGGCGCCAGCAGCCGAAGAGGAGGAAGAAGUAGCCGCACCCAAAGAAGUGAAGCCUGUGAGCUCUGGUUUUGGACGUGGCCGUCCACGCAAUCGUUUCAAUCUACGCAGCACAACAACCACCGAGAAACCAGCCGGCGCUGACGCUGAGGAGACAAACGAGGAAGCAUCUGUAUCCAGCACGACAGCACGCACGCUGCGCGGUGGACGUCCACAAUUGAGCUUGCGUGGUCGCAGUCGCACCACCACAGCCAAACCUGCCGCCGAAGAGGAGCACAAGGAUGAGGAGACAGCUGCCAGCGCCGCCGAAGAGAAACCAGCACCGGCACCAGCGAAACCGGCAUCACGUUUCGCACGACCAGGUGGCAAUCGUUUGUUGCCACGCGGCAAGCUAGCACGCACCACUGAAGCACCAGCAGCUGAUGACUCAGCCGCGGAUAGUAGUCAUCACAAUGACGUCAAGGGUGAGGAAAAUGGCGAGGAGGGCGCUGAGAAGGCGGCCGAGGCGGAAGCAAAGCCCGCAGCACACCAUGGACUGAAUCGUCUGAAGACGCGUCCACAAUUGCAUAAGACUGAGAACGCCAAACCAAAGGCGGCACCAGCGCCAGUGGCGCCACGCAAAGUCAAUCCACUGUUGGCCAAGCGACGUCUACAGCUCGGACACUCCACCACGGAAGCGCCCGCUGAAGAGGACAACGCCACCGCAGCCGAAGAAUCGAAAACGGAAGAGGAAAGUGCACCAGCAGCCGCUUCCGCCGAUGCGCCUGCCGCCGAAAAUGCUGACAGCGCCAAGGAUGAAGCUGCCGAUGAAGCCGAAACGACAACAAAACAACAGGCACGCGGCUUGGGACUACUAACACAAAGAAGGCGUUUGCCGCUGCGCAAACCCGGCACCAUACUGUAAAAGCUGUGAGCGUCCGCAUGUGAUGAAAUAAAUCCCGAUGUGUGUGAGCGACAACCAUACGAAAGAGCAUUGAUAACGGAGGGUGGGAAGCAAACGCGGGACACAACUGUUAACCUCACUGCAAUUAGAUGCUCCACGCUUGGAUUGAUUUAAGACAAAAACAAAAAUUAAAAAAAAAAAAAUUAAAACAAGAAAAAUGAAGACAGGAAAAAUGAAGACAAGAAAAAUCAUGUGAAAAGAUUUUAAUUUGUAUGAUUUAAUACUUUAACUAUUUGUUGUUUGUAGUUUGACUUGAAGACAAAAGCAAGAAUACUCGUUAGAAAACCUAUUUGGCUUUAUUUCGGCCACAGUCGAUUUUUAUUAAUUAUUUUAAUAUUAUAUAUAUAUAUAUAUUCUUUUUUGUUUUGUAAAUGCCCACUCGCUUUGCGGCUUAAGCUGAGAGCGAGCUGUAAGCCCCCUUUUUAGUACUCCACUGCCAGUGUUGAGUGUAGUAUCUACAUAUGUACGCGUAGUUUAAGUGUGUGCCUUUUAUUGUAUAAUUUUGUAAGCAUUUAUAAUUACAUACAUAUAAACAAACAAACAUACAUACAUACAUACAUGACGAAAUGUAUACACAAAACGAAGGCGAAGAAAAUUUUCAAAUUAUAUGAAAUUUCGAUUAUUUUUAUUAUUAUUUUUGAGUAAAGUUAUGAUUUUUAUAUUACACAUAACACACAUAAACGCCAAACAUACACCCACACACAUAUACACUUACAUAUUCACACACGCCAACACAAGUAAUGCAAGUAAUGUAGUUCUGUACGAUUUUAAUGUACUGUACAAGUACUAUUUGCCCAAUAAUGUGUGAAGUUAAAUUGAAAAUUUGUAAGAGAGAAAGACAAAUAAAAGAAAAUUUAUCUUAAAAUAUAAA
Bactrocera neohumeralis is the source of this 3729-nucleotide messenger RNA. RefSeq names its product mucin-19. The record is from RefSeq and is a predicted model, not a curated record. The coding region runs from base 351 to 2819 and encodes 822 amino acids. The transcript is spliced from 6 exons. Lineage: Eukaryota; Metazoa; Arthropoda; Insecta; Diptera; Tephritidae.